Gopherus flavomarginatus (Mexican gopher tortoise) is the source of this 2973-nucleotide messenger RNA. RefSeq names its product calmegin (gene CLGN). Gene Ontology annotation, molecular function: calcium ion binding. Gene Ontology annotation, cellular component: endoplasmic reticulum; endoplasmic reticulum membrane. Lineage: Eukaryota; Metazoa; Chordata; Testudines; Testudinidae. Gene Ontology annotation, biological process: protein folding. The record is from RefSeq and is a predicted model, not a curated record.
AGGAACAGGAGCACCCCACUGCCGGCUGAUUGUGACUGGCCUAGCCAGCAUGUGCUGGGCGCUGACCGCCGCGGACUGAGCCGUGAUUGGCUCGACCAGGGAGCGUGCUAGCAGCGAGUUGCGUCGCCAUGGUCCCGAGUUGUGAUUCGCUUGAUCUGUUCCGAGCGUGCGCGGAUUGGCUCGGGCUGCGCGGCAACACCUGCUCUUCAGCGCCUGCAUCCCUGAGAGGGUAAUAACGCAUGCGCAGUUCAAUGUGUGUUAUGCGCUGGGAACCGCCUGGAUUUGCCAGAGAGAGGCAGACGGGACCUUCUAUCUUGCCGAUAAACAGUAUGCAAGUACAGUGGGAUUGGCUGUAUUUGGGUGUCUUGUUAAUCAGCUCAGUAACUGCAGAAAUUCAUGAUGAAGAAAUCCAGGAUGCGGAUGUUGAGGUGGAGGAUUUUGAUACAAACUCACAAGAAACUGAUCUUGACAGAGGCAGCUCUUCUCUAGAGGUUAUGUACAAGACUCCAGAGCCUACUGGGGAAGUGUAUUUUACAGAAACCUUUGAUGAUGGAGUAUUGACUGGGUGGAUAUUAUCUAAAACCAAGAAAGACAAUACAGAUGAAAACAUUGCUAAAUAUGAUGGAAGAUGGGAAGUAGAAGAGCUUAAAGAAAACACAGUGCCUGGAGACAGAGGAUUAGUUUUAAAGUCAAUAGCAAGACAUCAUGCAGUAUCGGCUAUGUUAACAAAGCCGUUUAUUUUUGAUACUAAGCCUUUGAUUGUUCAGUAUGAAGUGAAUUUUCAAGAUGGCAUUGAUUGUGGCGGUGCAUAUGUUAAACUUCUGUCCAGUUCUGAUGAUUUGGAUUUGGAAUACUUUUUUGACAAAACACCUUACACAAUUAUGUUUGGACCAGAUAAAUGUGGAGAAGAUUACAAACUGCAUUUUAUCUUCAGACAUAAGAAUCCUAAAACUGGAGAUUAUGAGGAAAAACAUGCUAAGCGUCCUGAUGUAGACCUAAAAAAAUUCUAUUCGGACAAGAGGACACAUCUAUAUACUCUGGUGCUGAAACCAGAUGACACAUUUGAAAUGUUAAUUGACCAAUCAGUUGUCAGCAAAGGAAAUCUUCUAGAAGAUAUGGUUCCUCCUGUGAACCCUCUGAAAGAAAUAGAAGAUCCCAAUGAUAAGAAGCCAGAUGACUGGGACGAGAGAGCAAAGAUCCCCGACCCUAAUGCUGUCAAACCAGAUGACUGGGAUGAAGAUGAGCCUUCCAAAAUAGAAGAUCGUGAUGCUGUCAAGCCUGAAGGCUGGCUUGAUGAUGAACUACAAUACAUCCCAGAUCCCAAUGCAGAAAAACCAGAGGAUUGGGAUGAAGAAAUGGAUGGUGAAUGGGAAGCCCCACAGAUCCCUAAUCCAAAAUGUGAGACUGCACCUGGCUGUGGAGAGUGGGUGCGUCCCAUGAUGACUAAUCCAAACUACAAAGGAAAAUGGAAACCACCAAUGAUAGAUAAUCCUAAUUAUCAGGGGAUCUGGAGUCCUCAAAAAAUCCCUAACCCAGAUUAUUUUGAGGAUCUUCACCCAUUUGAAAUGACUGCUGUCAGUGCUAUUGGUUUAGAGCUGUGGUCUAUGACUCCUGAUAUAUUCUUUGAUAAUUUUAUCAUCUGUUCAGAAAAGGAAGUGGCAGAUCGAUGGGCUGCAGAUGGCUGGGACUUGAAGAAAUUGGUAGCUAGUGCUAAUGAGCCUGGUAUGUUUAGUCAGUUGGUGACUGCUGCAGAAGACCGUCCAUGGCUUUGGGUUCUUUACAUCUUAACUUUAGCACUGCCUGUAGGAUUGGGUGUAUUGUUCUGCUGGCCAACCAAGAAAAUAGAAAAAGACAUUGACUACAAAAAAAUGGAUGUCUCUAAGCCAGUUACAAAGGGAGAACUGGAACAAGAGAGAGGGGAGAUAGCUGAUGAAGCAAAAUUGGAAGAAGAAAAAGAAAAUAAAGAUAUUGCUGUAGAAGAAGGUGAAGAUAAAAAUGAUGAAGAGAAUGAAGCUGCAGAAGGAAGUCAGGAAGAAGAAGGUGACAAAUCAAAUAAAUCUGGCUCAGAGGAUGAGAUGAAAGAAGCUGACGAAAGCAUAGGGUGUGGAGAUGGUCCAAUGAAAUCAGUACGCAAAAGAAGAGUACGAAAGGACUGAGUUAUUUCCAACUAGUAUUUUUAGUUCCUGAUUAUAGAAACUUAGCAUGCCAUUUUGGUGUGCCUGACAGCAUGCAGGUUACUGAGACUUUAUAAAAAGAAAGAAAAAAAAAAACUGGACUUAGCCUCCUGCUUCCAUCUCCAGCCUCCUUGAUCUUCCCCAACUUAGCAUUUUUCCUCAACAAAAGAAGGAUAAAAAGUAAUCUGUGAAAAGUUAAAUGGUGGUUUUAAUUUAGAUUAAAAAUAAAAUGGCAAUUUUAUCUGAUUUAAGAUUGAUAUUCUUAGAAAUUAGUUAAUAUUGAUUGAUGGUCAUUUUGGCUCUAAAUGUUUUUUAAAACAUGAAUAGUAAAUGUGAUGAUAGUAUUUUGCAGCUCUAGCACAAAUCAGCUGCUUCCACUUCACCUGAAGUGGACUGUAGCAUCUCUAGUAGUUCACAGCCCUAAAGAAAUGGCCAGUCCAUUUUUUUUCUGUGCAGAGCUAAAUACAAUAGUUGUUUUUGUAUGAUAAAUACAGUGCUAGCAACGCAUUUUAUUGUAAAUGAUCUACCUUUUAUAAUAUGUUUGUGGUCACAUGUUCACUUUAGGCAUUUGUUACAGUAAUUUAUUUGACAAGGUAUUCAUAGGAACACUGGUUAAUAGAUAGCAUAGCAUGUUUUACAUCUGAAUGCAGAGACUUCCCAUCUACUUGAAGUAAAAUGGUGUACAGGUAACUUUUUUCAAACUUUUAUAGUUCUCAUGUUCCAAGCCAGAAUGGCCUAAUCCCGGUUGACAAAAUAUUUAAGUGUACAUUGCCUCUUGAAAAUAAAAUAUUUAAUAUAA